Phlebotomus papatasi is the source of this 5900-nucleotide messenger RNA. It is a transcript of the gene slbo, whose product is annotated as CCAAT/enhancer-binding protein. Gene Ontology annotation, molecular function: DNA-binding transcription factor activity, RNA polymerase II-specific; RNA polymerase II cis-regulatory region sequence-specific DNA binding. The record is from RefSeq and is a predicted model, not a curated record. Gene Ontology annotation, biological process: regulation of transcription by RNA polymerase II; DNA-templated transcription. Lineage: Eukaryota; Metazoa; Arthropoda; Insecta; Diptera; Psychodidae. Bases 846 to 1979 code for a protein of 377 amino acids. The transcript has a single exon.
GUAUUUUGAAGUGGGAUUUGUGCUAAAGUGGCGUACAUCGUAAAUUCAGUCAGUGCUCAGCAUAUCAACUGCCCAGACGUGUUUCAGGUGGAGAGCUUCCACGGAGCCACUUAAGCUCGAGCUUUUUUUUUCGGGGGCAAACACUGCAUUCGGAUAGUGUGGUGACUGGUUGUAUAUAACCAGUUGCAUCAUAGAUCCAAGACUUCAGUCGAAUGAAAGUAAAGCGCGAGGGCACAUCAUUUGCCUGUGACACAAUCAGGAUUUGAGAUUUUAUGUUUUGAGGACUUUUUUUUCUAAAAAACAUUUUCUUGAGAAAACUUUUUUGAACUUUAAAAAAAUAGUUUCUAGAACUUUUUUUCUGGAAUUAUUAAGUGAAAGAUUUCAGACCAAGUGGUUUCUCUGCUCAAAAGGAGGGAUUCUCAGUGGAAGUGUUGUGACCUGAGAGACUUUGUGAAUCAAAUGGAUUAUUCCUGGAUAAUAGACAAGUGAUUUGGAUGAAGUGGUUAAUAAAAAGUCCGAAGGAAGUGAAUGUGACAGGUGAUAGUUCGAAAAAGAAAUUGGUGCAAUUUCAGACAUUUUUUUAUUCUUCAACUGUAAGAAGAUAAGAUAUAGGAAUAGAAACUUUUUUUUAAAAAAAUCCGAAACUCUUAGGAGAGGAGUGCAAUUAAUCGUACCAAGUGCAAUAAAAGGACUUUUUCACUGAACUUUUAAUUUGGAAAGUCCAACUGUGAAGUUCCUUAGUGUCUUGUGCAAAAUCAACAUAUAUAGUAAAGGGUGUGAUCUGGAAGAUAGAGACUUUAAUUAAAGGGUCUAACUGACCCGGAAUAUGACGUUGUGUCUUCGAUAUGGAAUCGCCACAGAUGUAUGACAAUUCUCAGCCGAUGGUCCAAAUUGAAGUGAAGAAGAUAAGCACAAUGGCAACAAAUAGUGGUGCUAAUGUCACCAACAACAACAACACAUCAACAAUCAAUCACAACACCUUGGUCAAGCAUCAGCAACAUCAUCUGCAGCAGCAGCAGCAGCAACAGCAACCGACCAAUGGAAGUAGCAUUCUGCAAAAGCACAUGCUGCAGCAGUACUCACAGAGUGACUUGGAAGAGCUCACAUCCCAGGAGAUCAGCCUGGAUCUGCAACAUCUCAUUGACGAUCAGUUCCGUGAUCAGGAAUCCAUGGGGAUCUUCACGGAAAUGGUCACGCCCACAAAUGGGACGACAAAUGGUGGGGUUAAUGCUGCCGCCAAGGCAUUGCAGCUGCAGCAGAGUCGACUGCAGGCACCCCAAGGAUACCCCAGAACAACCCUAGCAUACAUGCCCCAACCGGUUCACUCGGGGGCGACCUAUACCAACAACUCCAGCGAUGAGAACAGCAGCGUAGGGUCAGAUGCAACAACGAGUAUCAAGGAGGAGCCAGUAGAUCCGGCUGAGUACCGGAGGCAACUGGCAGCAGCCAAUGGUGGUCAGUUCAUGGGACCAGCCGCUGCAAAUCCUGCUGUACAAAAUGGCGGGAAUGGCACGACAAUCUAUCCCAACCUGCCACCUAAUUACGCGAGUAACGGCUCAGGAAAUACCUUCACCACCCUUACCCCGUCCACAGUGCUCCACCAUCAGGCGUUACCUCAUCUGCCCUCAGCCGCCCACCUGGCCAACCUCAAGCACAAACAGAUGAUGUCACACCGGAAACAGAGCACCAAGCACGUCGACAAAGGAACCGAUGAGUACCGGAGACGACGGGAAAGGAACAAUAUUGCCGUACGAAAGAGUCGAGAGAAGGCAAAGGUGCGAUCACGGGAAGUUGAGGAGAAGGUUAAAACACUGAUCAAGGAGAAAGAAGUCCUUAUUCGUCGUCUCGAAGAGAUGACCAAUGAGAUUCAGCUCCACAAGCAACUCUACAUGCACCUCAUCAACCACAGCAAUCCAGAGAUCAAUCAGAUCUGCCGAAGUGUCCUCAGUGUGGUAAAUAUGAGCGAUCACGGGAUGUAAAUCCAGGGUGUAACGAUGGCGUGGGCUAGAGGAGCCAAAGAUGACCGCAAGACAUCGCGAUCCCCUCAGUCGCUCGUAAGUGAGAUCCACAGACUUUCUUCAUCCCCCAUCCUGUCCAUCUUUCCCGGAUCUAACAAAUCCUAAAAGGGUGUGUCUUUUGAAAGAUCCAGUGCUAAAGCUUCACAUAGACUGGUAGCUUAAAUCUAAGACCCUAAUAGAGUUUAAUAGUGUUCUUUAAGAUUUUUCAGAGUCAAAAUCAAAUGCAAAAACUUAACGUUCAAAUUGUGUAUUUUUUAAAGAUAAAUAUCGAUAGAUAUUGAAGACUAUCAGGGUUGAAAAUUUACAAAUAUAACUGAAAAAAAAAUUCUAAAGACUGAAACAAUGGAUCCUAUAUCAAAACACUGGUUUGAAAUUAAAGCUUAACAAAAGAAGAUUGAAGAGAUUUGAAUAUUAAAAAAAAGCAUUUUGGACUGGUUUUGGACGUAAAAAUUGAAAUCCAAGAUUGGUUUUUAGAAGUAGAGUUUUCUAUUUCAUUUAUAAGAACCCAUUAAAUUGACCGAAGAUAUUCAUCGUAACCAAGUGGAACUUCAAGCGACGUUGACGAACUUAAUAUUAAUUAAAGUUAAUCGUACAUUUAGAUUAAUUUGCUAUUGAUCUUACUGCCAUUGCCUCAUUUUUGAAUUCUAAACUAUUAUUGAAAAAUAUCAAGAUUUUUUUUCGUAAAUUUAUAAUUAAAACUUCAAAUAAUAAUUUAAAUAAAAAUAAUAAUUUUUAGAAAACCUUAAAACUUAAGUGAUACUAAGAUUACUUUGAAGAAAUAAAAUAAAGAAUCAGUUCUUAAAUUUGCUUCUGAAUUUACAAAUAGAGAGAACGAAAUUUUAUUUCCGUCAUCUAACUCAUAUAACCUUUCAAAAACAAGUUUACAAAAUAUUGGUAUAUGUAUAUUUUUCUCAAGUUUUAAGAUUUUUGUAUCAAAUCAAGAUUAUGACUUGUAUAAAACUAAACUCUAAAUCCGAAAUAAAUGUUUUAAAUUUUAUAAAAUCUUCAAAACCCAAACUUGAUCAUAGUUAAUGUUACAGGUUUAUCUAUUAAAAACAAAAAGAUUUUGGCUUUACCUUAAGUAGAAUCAGAUUUGUUUAAUUUGAAAGAUUUCUUGAUCCAUCAUAAUAAUUCCAGUUUCUUAAAUAUUUUUUAAACAUCCGUUGAAUAUUGUAAAAUUUUCAAAAAUCACAAUUUAACAAUCUAUAUUUUUUUCAAUAUCAGAACCGUUUCUAAGUAUCAAUUUAAUAAAAAAAUAUGAACUGAGCAAAAAGAGAGGAUACGAUUAACUUUGUUUUUUAUAAUAAUGGUAACAUUUUUAAGUGUAAAAAUAUAUCAACAUUUUUCAUGUUAAUUUUACAUCUGUUUAGGGGUAAAACGUACAGGAAAAAUGGUAACUUUGACACCUAAUGUACCUAAAAAGUGUAAUAUUUACACCAAUCUCAGAUCAAAACCGCAGGGUAAAAUUAACACUUCCCGAAUAUUAUUUUAAUUCGGAUUUCUCUCAUAUUGUCUAAAACAUACUCUCUUUAUUCCGAAAAAGGUCGUACGUUGGCUAGUACAUUUUGUAUGAAAAGUGUACGACAUUUUUCUGAACAUGGGAGUAUAUAUUAUUUGAAAUUUUGAUUUCAUUUCUACUUGAAAUAUUUUUUUCUAAAUUUUAACUGCUAAUUCAUAAAUACAAAGUCACAAUUGCGAUGUAAAUAAAUAUUAUUUCAAAUUUAUUCCAAAAUUCAAUUUUGAAAAUAAGCUUUUUUUAAAUUUGCUAUUGUAGAAAAAGUAUACUGAACUUUUUUUACUAUUUCAAUAUGAACAUGUAUUAUCCCACUUCUCUUAAACUUUUAUUACUAAUUCCUGUAUAUAAGAUCGAAACUCAAAAUCUAAGUCUAAAUUCGUAAAAUCAAAAAUUUUAAAAAUAGAAAUACAACAUCAAAAUUGUGGCUCAAACCGGUUUUUAAAAUGGUCCAAAGUGCUAAUUAUUCAAGUUUCUUCCAUCAAAUUAAAUCAUAGUGAAGCCUUUGCAAAUACCUGACAAAAUCUUUAAAGACACACUUUCACCAUUAAACUUAGAAGAAUAAGAAGCAUCCAACAAAAUAGUUUAAAUACAGCGACUUUGUACAAAUUAAUAAGGAUAUUUGUAACGGAGAAAUCACCCGAAUGCUACAAAAAUCUUUAAUGUUUAAUUUAUAAAGUAAGACUUGAAAGCAAUAUUUUCUUUUAUAAUUCUCUACUUUAGAUGGUCAGUCUGCUACUAAGCAAACAACUUUUUUAUUAAGUUUACCAACUGUUUUUCCUGUAUAGAAAACGAAUGACUUUCCUCCAGAAAAUUCACCUAUUUAUUCCCCAUUUUUUCACUUGGAAAUGUGGUAGCUUAUGAAUUUAAAACUUUCAUGCAAUAAUGACAAAAUGUACCAAAUAGUUUGCUUCAUAGGGUUAAGAUUUAAUUCUCAUAUCAAGUAAAGAGGUUUUAAAAUUAAAAAUUGAAAUGAGAUUUAAACCUGCCAUCUGUGACGCAUUUAAGGAGAAAACAUAAUUUACUUAGAUGAAUUUUGUACGCAACGAAAACAACAAUGAUUUAGGAGGAAAAUUCACACAAGAAACGAUCAUAGAAUUUAACCAUUUAAAAAACAAGAAAAAGAAAAAAACUUUAUCUGUAUAUAGUGAAAUUUUACUGUAAAUAGAACUUAAAAUUAUUUUUUUAGUUCAAGUGCUAAGACUAAUUGUAAAUCAAUCUUACACUCUUUAGGGCUAAGCCCUAUAAAGAGAUCAUGAGAAGCUGCCCUAACUAUAUUUUUUGCAACUCUAAACUUGUAAUAUUGCUCUAAUGUUAAGGUCUGAAAAUGUGUAAUACUUUCGAUUGUAUGAGGAAAAUAUUGUGAUGAUUAUAAACAAACGUGUCUAUUUAAAUCCCUUCAUUUGUACAUUUUUACACCCAAAAUAAAAACAAAAGAAGAAAAUCUAAAUAACAAAUUUUCAUUGUGAAGAGCACAGGGGAAAAUGACAGUGAUACGAUGCAUUAAUAAUUUAAAGAAAAAAGAGAAAAAUAAUGAAAACUAAUAUAAUUAUUAACAUUUUUCCCCUGGGAUUUAUCUAAAGUUACCAGAAAACACGGGUAUAAAUUGUUUGUGUAACUCUGAGGUUUAUUUCUGCAUCUAUUAUUUUCAAAAAUUUGAAAAAUUUGAACUGACGCCAUCUCAAGGCAUCACACAUUUUUCAUGCAAAUAAAAGCCUCUUUAAUCACUUGAGUGCUGUACUAAGAAAAAUGGUAAAUAAAGAAAACAAUAUGCAAAACUUUUAGAGAAUUGCUAAUGAAACCAACUAAGACAAUAUUAAGGUUUAACAAGGUAUAUGUAACUAGGAAAAGUUUUAACUAUUUACAAAUUGGUUGCAUUUAUAUUUUUUUUCACAAAUGUACUAAACAGAUGUUGAAGAAAACGGGAAUGAGAAAUGUAUGUUAAAUAUAUUAAUUGUAUUUAUUUUCACCGAUCCCUUCCUUCCCAAAAACAAAGAAAUUAUCCCUAAAAUUUUCUUCAAUAAAGAGAAUUGUUAAAAAUAUUAUACUUCUGUUGGCUGCAAUAUUAUUGUAAUAAAAAAAAUCCAAUUUAUUUAAGUGUGGAGAUAGACCUGCUAAAAUUAGGAGUUGGCGAAUGAUAUUUCACGACGGUUAAGUUACCAAUUACAAAUUUUCUUGUGUAGUGAGAAAAUUGAAAGAUAAAAUUAUGACUUUUUUUUUAUUAAAAAUGUUUUAUUUUAUAAGGAUGAGAGAAUAUUUUUUUUAGUAAGAUGUGCGAAGCAUUGUGUAAAAAUAAAAAAGGAAAAGAAAAUGUGUACAUUAAGAGAGAAAUUGAGAAAAAAAUAAAGAAAAAAAUCUUGAAAAAAAAA